GCAAAGGCAAAAGCUUCUAGAAAACCCGGUUGACGAUGCUCCCGUCCCUAAAUUCUGACGAUGCUCUUAGCGAUGGCCUACUCAGACGUCACUCUGAUCGUUACGUGUUUAUUUUUGUCCUGCCGAAAUUCCCAGGUGGAGGAAUUGGCCUGAAAAAAUGUGAUGGUUAUUUUAAGGAUUGGGGUCAGAUGAAAGCAGACGGACAAGGGCACAGGACGUCUCUGUCUGGACAAGCGCGGUAAUCUGCUGCACCAUCUGGUUCCUCCCAAACAUGCCUCCCCUGAAUUAGCCGGGUAAUCUGAUUUCGCUGAAGAGUCUGGAGCGUCUGGCCAGGCUGCACUCUCACUGCUCCUUAAGCUGUCCCUCCAGGAAGGACGGACGUCGCUUCGGCACAGUGACACAGACAGACAUUGGGACAGACGAGCUCUUGAGUGUCUCUGUAACUGCUUAUCUUCACUCUGAAUCAGUGGAUUGUACACAGGUGUCUUUCAGCACACAGAGGAUGGGGAUCAGAAACCACAGAAAAGAGAACUGCGCACGUCACAUGACUCCUUCUCCCCUGGCCCCCGAGGCCUCCGAUGACAUCAUCCAGCCGAGGAGGGUGACCAAUCCCGUGCAAGAGUCACCCACCCACCGGAGCCUGCACCGCGAGCUGCUGUUCAGCCACAGAAGGGGGCUGCUCCUGGGGGGCAAGCCGGAGCUCCAGAGGGUCCUUCAGCAGCGGAGGCUGGAGCAGGACGUCCCACCACCCUCCGACCUGGAGCAGGAGCUACGCAAGAGGAAGCAAAGGCUGCAGGAGUACGAGCAGGAGGAGCUGAAGCGUAAGGAGGGCCAGGAGAACGUGCCUGAGUUUGUGCGGGUGAAAGAGAACCUCCGGCACGUCCGUGUGGCAGUGCAGUGAGCUCUGCCACACGCUCCUCUCUGCCCCCCGUCUGGAACGGUCACCUGCACCGAGGCCACGCGGCCCAGCGAGAACAAAGACAACUGCACUCAAACCGGGACCCAACCGAACAUCCGCAAAGCAAGUGAAAGUUCCUGUCGAAACAAAAGAGUCUGGUGUUAUCGACCAGCUGGUUCAUUCCACAAGAGCAAUGAAACCACAAAUCAGGUCUUACGGCGCAGCAUUCAGAUUGUGUGCAUGUUUUGUUUCCUGUUAGGGUAAGCUGAAUAAAUGACUGAUUAAAUGUUAAAUGAAA
This is a messenger RNA of Anguilla anguilla (European eel), 1196 nucleotides long. RefSeq names its product protein FAM107B-like. The record is from RefSeq and is a predicted model, not a curated record. Lineage: Eukaryota; Metazoa; Chordata; Actinopteri; Anguilliformes; Anguillidae. The transcript is spliced from 6 exons. Bases 503 to 901 code for a protein of 132 amino acids.